Messenger RNA from Gossypium raimondii (Peruvian cotton), 1725 nucleotides. Its product is annotated as probable E3 ubiquitin-protein ligase LOG2. Gene Ontology annotation, biological process: protein ubiquitination. Lineage: Eukaryota; Viridiplantae; Streptophyta; Magnoliopsida; Malvales; Malvaceae. Gene Ontology annotation, molecular function: ubiquitin protein ligase activity. The coding region runs from base 382 to 1473 and encodes 363 amino acids. The record is from RefSeq and is a predicted model, not a curated record. The transcript is spliced from 3 exons.
CAAAAGAAAAAAAGAGAGAGAAAGAGAGAAGCUGUUCACUUUAGCACAAUUUCUGUCUCUUCAUCAAUGGUGGUUUUGGUGGAGCUUUACGCAAACCCAAUACUCACCCAACCAAAUAUUCUCUCUUUUAUUUUUAUUUUUCAUUUGAUAGAGAAAUGAAAGGAAAGACCAAGUAAAUUUUUUUUCUCUUCUAAACUCCUUUCGAUUCCAAAUAAGUUUUUUUUUUCUUUUCAUUUUCUUGGGUUCUGGAGGGAAAAAUGGAAAACCCAGAAAUUUUUACUUGAAACUGGAUCGAACUUGGUUGUAAAGUCUUUCCUUUAUAAAUAUUUGCAAAAUUUCCGGUUUAUUUUCCUUUUGUACUCCAAUAACCGGGAAAAAUUCAUGGGGAACAUCGGAAGUAGCGGAGUAAGUGGCCGGAGAAGGCACGGAAGCAGGCGAAAUCAUCCUCCGCCACCACAUCCACCUCCUCCAGCUCAGCCCCAACCUGAAAUCUCGGCCAACCGUUACGUCUUUGCCGCCGCAACGCCUUACCCGCCACAAUACCCGAAUACCAACGCACCCCAGUACUACCAGUACCCAGGGUACUACCCCCACCAGCCGCCUGUGCCGUUGCCGCUUCCGGCGCCUUACGAUCAUCAUCACCAUCAUCGAGGUGGACCCCACAUAGAGCCCGCCAGUUGGAGUAGAUAUGCUUGUGGACCGAUGAUUACUCCACCGCCGCCGUAUAUAGAGCAUCAAAAGGCGGUUACUAUAAAAAAUGACGUAAAUUUGAAGAAGGAAACUUUGAAAUUCGAAGCUGAUGAGCUGAAUCCUGGGAAGUUCUUGGUUUCUUUCACGUUUGAUGCUACUGUUGCUGGAAGGAUUACUGUUAUUUUCUUUGCAAAAGAAGGUGAAGACUGCAAUCUGACGGCAAUGAAGGAAAGUAUUCUACCCCCAGUAAUUGUGCCUUUCGAACAAGGUCUAGGACAGAAGUUUAGACUGCCGUCUGGAACAGGGAUCGAUUUCUCUAUGUUUGAGGAGUCGGAAUUACUGAAAGUAGAUGAAGUGGAUAUCUAUCAUCUGGCUGUGAAAGCAGAGGCAUUGCCUCUUAACCAAAAUGUGUCAGAUGGAAACCAGGAGUCAGGAGCCAUGAAUUCUCAGAUAACUCAGGCGGUGUUUGAGAAGGAGAAGGGUGAAUACCAGACCAGAGUAGUGAAACAGAUUCUGUGGGUGAAUGGGAAGAGGUAUGAGCUGCAAGAAAUAUAUGGGAUCGGAAAUUCAGUUGACAAUGAUGUUGAUCCAAAUGAUAGUGGAAAAGAAUGCGUUAUUUGCCUUUCAGAACCUCGGGACACUACUGUUCUUCCCUGCAGGCACAUGUGCAUGUGCAGCUCUUGUGCAAAGGUUUUGAGAUGCCAGACGAAUCGGUGCCCAAUCUGUAGGCAACCGGUUGAGAGGCUUUUGGAGAUAAAGGUCAACAAUGGCCCUGAUGAAUGAGAUGAGAACAUGUUUGUUGAACUAUCUUCCUUUAUAGUAUUUUGUUGUUAUCAUUAUGUCAUGCCUUUCUAAUAAUCAAACAGGAAGUUAUAAUCAAUUAUACAGUACAUGAUAUGAACGAAAUGCCGGAAUUCGACACAAACUAUAUUCAGACAAAUAGGUGCCAUCUUGUAGAUGAACAUCAAAUUUUUUUUGUGUGUGUUCUACUCUAUUCUAAUGUUUGAAUGAUAAAGAAGAAUUUACUUUUGUUCA